AUUGUUUGCGGACCGACAUAAGACCAUAAAAGAAGAAGGUUAUUUCGUUCGAGGAACGUCACCUGCGUCUGUAAGGUGUUCUGAAACCAGGGAAGGGAUGACCGGCCAGACGGAGGCUGAUAUACCUGAAACGGGAGCAGUCUUCACCUUUGGGAAGAGCAAGUUUGCUGAUAAUGUGCCCAGUAAAUUCUGGCUGAAGAAUGACCAUCCAGAGGAAAUCUCAUGUGGGGGAGAUCACACUGCUGUCAUAACAGGCCAUGGCAGGCUGUUCAUGUUUGGAAGUAAUACCUGGGGUCAGCUAGGACUGGGGUCAGAGAUCAAUGUCAACAUCAACAAGCCCACCGCUGUGAAAGCGUUGAAGUCUGAAAAAGUGAAGUUUGCAUCAUGUGGGAGAGACCACACAAUAGUGUGCACAUGGAGUGGGCGUGUUUAUGGUGCUGGCAGUAACCAGGAGGGGCAGCUUGGUUUGGGACACUGUGACGACACAAACACCUUCCACCUGCUUCAUCCUUUCUCUGACCAUGCACCAAUCAAAAUGCUUGCUGCUGGCUGCAACACCUCAGCUGCCCUGACAGAGGACGGCAGGCUGUUCAUGUGGGGUGAUAACUCUGUGGGCCAGAUCGGUCUUGGCACAGAGAGCUACAUCUCAGAGCCCAGAGAUAUGAUGGUGGGACAGCCAGUGGCCUGGGUGUCUUGUGGAUACCACCACUCAGCGUUUGUCACAGUGGAUGGGGACCUCUACACGUUUGGGGAGAGUGGGAGCGGAAGACUGGGUGUAUUCCCAGACCAGCUAGCCAAUCACAGAGUCCCUCAGCGUGUGGAAAGCAUCCAGGACCCGGUCAUCCAAGUGUCCUGUGGAGGGGAGCACACAGUGGCACUCACAAAGGACAAUGUGUACGCAUUUGGGCGGGGGCAGCAUGGGCAGCUAGGCCAUGGGACCUUCCUGUUCGAGGUACCUUUGCCAAAAGCACUGGACCACUUCCGGAAUGGCAGAGUCAGUCACGUAACCUGUGGAGAGAACCACACUGCAGUGAUCACAGACAGUGGGAUUCUAUACACCUUUGGGGACGGUCGCCAGGGUAAACUAGGACUGGGGGAAGAGAACUUCACCAACCAGUUCAGACCAACACUGUGUCCACGCUUCCUCAAAUACAGUGUCCAGUCAGUGGCAUGUGGCGGCUCUCACAUGCUCGUGCUGGCUAUGCCCAGACUCUCAGAGGUUGAGGAAGUGGUGAUAGAGGAGGAUGAUGUUACAGAGAGCAUUCUGGAGUCUCUGGAGACCUACACCGAGCUGCUCCUGAUGGACCCCUCCUUCUUGAUGCCCAACCCACAGACCACACCACCUCUCUGGACCCUGUCUGCUAGGGCCCGCCGCAGGGAGAGGGAGAGUUCUCCAGAGCAGUUUGGCCAGAUGUUCCGUAACCUUCCGCCUCUGUCAGGCUUCCUCAACGCCUCCCUGCCCCUGUCCAGAAAUAUCCGCAUCUCCAGAACACCAUCUGAAGACCCCUGCACCUCCUCACUGUCCUCCAAUCCCUCCUCAAACGAUCCCCCCCAGCCCCUCACAAGAGGCCCAGCCCAUCAAAAUCCCCCAAAUAUGCAUCUAAAGAACACCUCACCCCCCCCACAGUCCUUUAAAUCCACACAUAAACUCAUCCCCACCCCCUCAGUGUCCCCUAAACCCUCCUCUGUAAAGCCCACAGAUGACAACCAAUCCCCCAAAACGCUGUCUGAGGGUCCCACCACACCACAGACAGAGAGGACCAAGGACACUGUGAUAGAAGCAACUGACAGCCGGAUUCUCAUUGAGAAUUUGAAGAAGAACAUGGAUGGAGAGGACAAUAAAGACAUGUUGCCAGACCUGGCAUUACCAUCAGGGGGAGAUUUUGGCGAUGAGACUGGGACUACAUCUGCAGAACAGAAGGAUAAGGGACAUAAAAAGGGUCGGGCUCUGAGGAGAGCUGUUAAGGAGGCAGAAAUGGAGGUUGAACAAGCCCCGGCCAACAGGAAGCCACAGCUACUUUCCCAUAAGGCCCUUCCUACCGAGCUUCUGAGAGGCUCCAGCUUGAGUUCAUUAAAGGCAGAGGGCACACCCCCAAAGAGCCCCAAAUGCUUAAUGAACCCUCAGACCCCAGCCAGCGGCAAGGAAAACAUUGCCUUGACAGCAGAAAAUUCUGGCAUCAAAGUGAACACCAGUAAACUGACAGGUAGUAAUCUGCAAAGCACAGAUGUGGGGAUGGCGGGGACAGCCAUGGGGUUCCUGAGUGAGGCGGUGACGAGCGUGAGGGGGAUUCCGUCGGAGAGUGACACAGACACUUCUAUCCCUCCUCGGCGGUCCAGCCGGGUAGAGAGGUUCACCAAACAGAGCGACAUCACCCAGCCUUCCUCCACAUCACCCUCUUCUUCAACAUCAGAUCCAAGCACAGCUGAGCAAAGCAAGAGGAAUGACGCCCGCAUCGGCACCCUCAGGAACUCUGAUCAGGAAGUGGGGAGCAGGAUUAUUGAGAAGGACCCAGAAACCACAGAGGCUGCUAGUGAGAGGUCAGGGGGUCAGGCCAAGGUUGAUUAUGAUGAGAACUCUAGUAGUCAAAGUUCGGGAGCUGAGGAUGAUGAAGAUAAAGAGGGCGGAGAGGCAGAAGAAAAGAGUGAAGACAGUGAGGGCGCAGAGGCAGAAGAAAAGAGUGAAGACAGCGAGGGCGGAGAGGCAGAAGAAAAGAGUGAAGACAGCGAAGAGAGGGAGGGCGUGGAAGAAGAAAAGAGUGAAGACAGCGAGGGCGUGGAAGAAGAGAAGAGUGAAGAGGAUGCGGAGGCGGAAGAAGAAGAAACGAGUGAUAGUGAGGAAGAGAGUGGAGCAGAGGAGGAAGGAGAGAACCAAGAAGAGGAAGAGAGUGGAGCAGAGGAGGAAGGAGAGAACCAAGAAGAGGAAGAGAGUGGAGCAGAGGAGGAAGGAGAGAACCAAGAAGACGAAGAGAGUGGAGCAGAGGAGGAAGGAGAGAACCAAGAAGAGGAAGAGAGUGGAGCAGAGGAGGAAGGAGAGAACCAAGAAGAGGAAGAGAGUGGAGCAGAGGAGGAAGGAGAGAACCAAGAAGAGGAAGAGAGUGGAGCAGAGGAGGAAGGAGAGAACCAAGAAGAGGAAGAGAGUGGAGCAGAGGAGGAAGGAGAGAACCAAGAAGAUGAAGAGAGUGGAGCAGAGGAUGAAGGAGAGCACCAAGAAGAGGAAGAGAGUGGAACAGAGGAGGAAGGAAAGAACCAAGAAGAGGAAGAGAGUGGAGCAGAGGAGGAAGGAGAGAACCAAGAAGCGGAAGAGAGUGGAGCAGAGGAGGAAGGAGAGAACCAAGAAGAGGAAGAGAGUGGAGCAGAGGAGGAAGGAGAGGGAGAGGAUAAGGAAGGUAGUGAAAAUAAAGAAAAUGAGGAGGGAGAGGAGGAGGCAGGCGUAAGUGAGGAGGAGGGGGAGGAAGAAGAUGACGAGGGAAAGGAUGAAGAAAGUGGAGAAGGUGAGGAUGAUGCAGGAGAGGGGGAAGCACUUGAGGGUGAGGAGGAAGAGGUUGAAGGUGGAAAAGGUGAGGAAGAGGAGGAGGAAGAAGAAGAAGAGGGAGACAAAGAAGCAGAAGGAGAAAAGGAAGGAGAGGAGGAGGAAGAAGAAAAACAGCAA
Messenger RNA from Oncorhynchus gorbuscha (pink salmon), 3649 nucleotides. Its product is annotated as X-linked retinitis pigmentosa GTPase regulator-like. Lineage: Eukaryota; Metazoa; Chordata; Actinopteri; Salmoniformes; Salmonidae. The transcript has 18 exons. The annotation marks the transcript as partial. The record is from RefSeq and is a predicted model, not a curated record.